UGCCCCCACGAAACCAAAAUCCCGCCUCGACCGCCGCCUCCCCCGCUAUUUAUCGAGCGUGACACGGAGAAAGGAUCCGACGGCCGAGAGGUCGGCGGCGGCAAGAGAUCGAUGACGGGAAAGGAGCCCGGACGGUGCCGGCGCCACCCCUGCGACCACCUCGGCCCCACUGCUGGCGGCGGGGUCUGCCCCUCCUGCCUCCGCCACCGCCUCCUCCCCCUCUGCCCCGACUGCGCCCAGCUGCGCCCCUGUCCUUGCUGCACUUCGCCAUCUCUAUCCUCCUCCUCCUCCCCCUCCGGCACCUCCUCCGUCUCCUCCUCCUCUUCCGAUCUCGCCGCCUCUGGGCGGCGGAGAUCCGCCUCAGUGGUCGGCGGAGGGAGGCGUCCGCCGGCGAGGAUGGAAGAGGGCGAGAGAGGGAAUGUUCGGAGAUCAAGUUCAGUCGGGGUUGCCGGCAACGUUCUUGUCGGCGGUGCCAAGGGUGGUGGUUUGAAGUGGCUGAAUCGGGUCUUCUUGAUGGCCGCUAGGGCUUUCGGGGGCCAAAGGAAGACGGCCAAGGUCUGCAAGGAGCAACCGGACACUCUCUGGCUCUAAAAUGAGAUCGAGAGGAGCGAGUCUAAAAAAAAAAACGGGUGAAAUUUCUCUAAUUGUUAAUAUUUCACUACUCUGUGUAUAUCUUAUCGUCUAGAUUUUUUUUUACUUUAAACUUUUUCAAAAUUCUUGAUUUUUGUUCAAUAAAAUU
Messenger RNA from Phoenix dactylifera (date palm), 739 nucleotides. NCBI's taxonomy places the organism in Eukaryota, Viridiplantae, Streptophyta, Magnoliopsida, Arecales, Arecaceae. The record is from RefSeq and is a predicted model, not a curated record.